AGAGAAGGGGGGGCGCUUGAUCACUUCAUCCAUCAUUCGUUCAUCUUCCUCAUCGUAAAAGUAACGGCUGUGAUUUACAUCGGUAGCUUUGAGUGCAAUCUAUGGCCCCACUUCUCUGAGGAACUAAAUUCUUCAUAUCUCUCUUUCUUCAAAAUGGCUUCUAAUAACCAGAACAGGCCUCCAUUAUACAAUAACAUAACAAAACCCAGCGCUUCCUCCAAUAAGAAGUGCAAUGGUGAUGAGGUGAGUAACUUGAGUUGGGAUAAAGAAGAGAAUUUUGGAGAAAAAAUGGUUGGGACGGCAAAUAACGGGAGGCUCCGGCAAGCGUUUUCAGUGGUAAAUGGGGUCCAAGAUCUUGGUCCGAAUAGCAACCCGGCUAGCAUUGCGGGGUCUGAAUGUGGUGCUAUUGAGUUUACAAGAGAGGAUGUUCAAGCUUUGUUGAAUGAGAAAAUGAAAUACAAGAACAAGUAUAAUUACAAGGAGAGAUGUGAGAAUAUGAUGGAGUAUAUUAAGAGGCUUAGGCUUUGCAUUAGAUGGUUUCAAGAGCUGGAGGGAGACUAUGCAUUUGAGCUUGAGAGGUUAAGGAAUGAAUUGGAAUUGAAUGAACAAAAAUGCGCAGAGUUGGAGCUGGCAAAGACAAACAAAGAGGAGGAAUUGAAUUUGAUAAUUGUGGAGUUGAGAAAGAAUUUUGCUUCUUUAGAAGAGAAACUUGCAAAAGAAGAAUCAGACAAGUUGGCUGCAGUGGAUUCCCUUGCAAGAGAGAAAGAGACUAGAGCUAAUAUCGAGAGAUCACAUGCCUCUCUCUCAGAAGACCUCGGGAAAGUUCAAGAGGAGCUUCAGAGUGCUAAUCAGAGGAUAUUGUCAGUUAGUGAUAUGUACAAGCUAUUACAGGAGUAUAACUCAAGCUUGCAGCAUUACAAUACUAAACUCCAAAAAGAUAUUGAUGCAGCUCAUGAAAAUAUUAAGCGUGGAGAGAAAGAGAAAGCUGCUAUAGUGGAGAACCUCAGCACCUUAAGGGGUCAAUAUAAAUCAUUGCAAGAGCAACUUUCUUCAUGUAAAGUUUCUCAAGAUGAGGCUAUGAAACAAAAAGAUGCUCUGGUGCAUGAAGUUGCUUGUCUUAAGGUGGAGCUCCAACAGGUCAGAGAUGAUCGUGAUCGCCAACUUUCACAAGUGCAAGCUUUAACAGCUGAAGUAGAUAGAUAUAAGGAGUUGGCAACAAAUUCAAGCGAAUUAGAGACAAGAUGUCUUUCACAAAGUAACCAGAUAAGGAUAUUGUCGGAUCAGCUAGCUGCUGCAGAGAAUAAAUUGCAGAUGUCUGACUUAUCUGCAUUGGAGACGAAAACUGAAUUUGAAGGGCAACGAAAGCUCAUAAGUGAGUUACAAAAUCGGUUGGAAGAUGCCGAAUGUAAACUUAUUGAAGGAGAGAAGCUACGCAAAAAAUUACAUAAUACCAUCUUGGAACUUAAAGGGAACAUCCGUGUAUUUUGUAGAGUGCGACCUUUUUUGCCUGAUGAUAGUUGCAGCAUUGAGGGCAGAGUAAUAUCAUAUCCUACAUCUACUGAAGUCCUUGGAAGGGGCAUUGAUAUUAUGCAAAAUGGACAAAAACAUGCUUUCACCUUUGAUAGAGUAUUUAUGCCUGAUGCACCUCAAGAAGAUGUCUUUGUUGAGAUUUCUCAACUUGUUCAAAGUGCUCUUGAUGGUUAUAAGGUUUGCAUUUUUGCAUAUGGCCAAACAGGUUCAGGUAAAACCUACACCAUGAUGGGCAAACCUGGACAAAAAGGUCUAAUACCACGCUCACUUGAACAAAUAUUUCAAACUAGGCAAUCUCUUCAACCUCAAGGCUGGAAAUAUGAGAUGCAAGUUUCAAUGUUAGAAAUAUACAAUGAAACAAUCCGUGACCUGUUAAAUCGAGAUGUAACACGGACAGAAAAUGGUGCUGCUGGAAAACAAUAUGCCAUUAAGCAUGACGCAAACGGAAACACACAUGUUUCUGACCUUACCGUUGUGGAUGUCUGCAGUGCUAAGGAGGUUUCAUAUCUUUUAGAUCGGGCUGCACAUAGCAGGUCUGUAGGCAAGACCCAGAUGAAUGAGCAAUCUUCAAGAAGCCAUUUUGUUUUCACAUUGCGGAUAUCUGGUGUUAAUGAGAGUACUGAACAACAAGUACAAGGUGUGUUGAAUCUAAUCGAUCUUGCUGGGAGUGAACGUCUUUCUAAGAGUGGAUCGACUGGGGAUCGACUGAAAGAAACUCAAGCAAUUAAUAGAAGCUUGUCAUCAUUAAGCGAUGUGAUAUUUUCCUUGGCAAAAAAGGAGGACCAUGUACCAUUUAGGAACUCAAAGCUCACUUAUCUGCUUCAGCCUUGUCUGGGAGGGGACUCGAAGACAUUGAUGUUUGUAAAUAUCUCUCCCGAGCCUUCCUCAGUGGGUGAGUCACUAUGUUCACUCCGGUUUGCUUCCAGGGUUAAUGCUUGUGAGAUUGGAACUCCUCGACGCCAAACUAACACGCGGUCUUCAGAGUCUCGCUUGAGCUACGGCUAAUCUCUGAUAUAACACAAUCCUGAAGGAUUAUCUUCUUUCUAUUUGUGGCUAUAUGUAUAUCUAUGUCUCUAGUAACAAUGAACCAAGAGUUUAUUGUGAUUCUAACAUGAGCUGCUUGUAAUUUGUAUAGAAAAGAAAUCUUUUAUUUUAUAUCAUUAAAGAGACUAUCCUCUCAGUGUAUUACUACUGAUAUUGAUCCA
Molecule: messenger RNA, 2735 nt
Organism: Pistacia vera
Lineage: Eukaryota; Viridiplantae; Streptophyta; Magnoliopsida; Sapindales; Anacardiaceae
Product: kinesin-like protein KIN-14N
Exons: 17
Coding region: 154-2535 (793 amino acids)
Biological process (GO): microtubule-based movement
Molecular function (GO): microtubule binding; ATP binding; microtubule motor activity
Source: RefSeq, a predicted model, not a curated record